This is a messenger RNA of Schistosoma margrebowiei, 3483 nucleotides long. NCBI's taxonomy places the organism in Eukaryota, Metazoa, Platyhelminthes, Trematoda, Strigeidida, Schistosomatidae. The record is from the annotation of a GenBank genome assembly.
AUGGAAAUACCUGUGCCUGACUUCUGUUUUGGAAUUACUUGUAAGGUUGAACAACCAAUGGGGUUGGAUGGUGUGAUCUGCGAAUCAUCAAAUGAAUUCAUAUCAAAUGAUUUAAACAUUGGGCUUGGAAACUACAUAAAAGCGGAAGAAUGUAAUUGUGAUAACGUUAUGGAUGACAGCCUAAUAGAUAAUAAGUUGGAAAUUUUACGAGAUAAUCAAUCUUUGUAUUUGGAUGAUAGUUUUAAACAUAAAUACAACUCUAAUGAUGGUCACGUUGUUAAUGUUCAUAACCGUAUUAAUUGUGGUACAACUGUUAAGCGACAUCGAAUUUCAUCAGUUCAAGAUUCUGAAAAGGGAGUGAAACCGUCAUGUGGUUUUUGCAACAAGACGUUUUCAACAGUUACUGGACGGGACCGUCACAUUAAAAGCAUUCACAAAAAAAUGAAAUAUUCUUGUAUUCAAUGUGACAGAAAGUUUUCAAGUAAAUUCCGUUUAAUUGAACACAAGAAAGUUAUUCAUGACGGAAUAAAACUUACUUGUAAGCAAUGUGAUAGAAAGUUUAAUUGUAAAUCCAAUCUAAACGAACAUGUAAAGUCUGCUCAUGAAGCGGAAGAAUGUAAUUGUGAUAACGUUAUGGAUGACAGCCUAAUAGAUAAUAAGUUGGAAAUUUUACGAGAUAAUCAAUCUUUGUAUUUGGAUGAUAGUUUUAAACAUAAAUACAACUCUAAUGAUGGUCACGUUGUUAAUGUUCAUAACCGUAUUAAUUGUGGUACAACUGUUAAGCGACAUCGAAUUUCAUCAGUUCAAGAUUCUGAAAAGGGAGUGAAACCGUCAUGUGGUUUUUGCAACAAGACGUUUUCAACAGUUACUGGACGGGACCGUCACAUUAAAAGCAUUCACAAAAGAAUAAAGUAUCCAUGUGAUCAAUGUAGUAAAACGUUUUCGUCUAAAUGUAUGGUGAAUAACCACGUGAAAGCUAUUCAUAAAGGAAUAAAACUUACUUGUAAGCAAUGUGAUAGAAAGUUUAAUUGUAAAUCCAAUCUAAACGAACAUGUAAAGUCUGCUCAUGAAGGCAUAUUUUACCAAUGUGAUAAGUGUGAUAAGAAGUUCACUGCGAAAUGUCCACUAAAUAGACACAUACAAUCAAUUCAUCAAGGAAUAAAGUAUCCAUGUGAUCAAUGUAGUAAAACGUUUUCGUCUAAAUGUAUGGUAAAUAACCACGUGAAAGCUAUUCAUAAAGGAAUAAAACUUACUUGUAAGCAAUGUGAUAGAAAGUUUAAUUGUAAAUCCAAUCUAAACGAACAUGUAAAGUCUGCUCAUGAAGAUAAAUACAACUCUAAUGAUGGUCACGUUGUUAAUGUUCAUAACCGUAUUAAUUGUGGUACAACUGUUAAGCGACAUCGAAUUUCAUCAGUUCAAGAUUCUGAAAAGGGAGUGAAACCGUCAUGUGGUUUUUGCAACAAGACGUUUUCAACAGUUACUGGACGGGACCGUCACAUUAAAAGCAUUCACAAAAAAAUGAAAUAUUCUUGUAUUCAAUGUGACAGAAAGUUUUCAAGUAAAUUCCGUUUAAUUGAACACAAGAAAGUUAUUCAUGACGGAAUAAAGUAUCCAUGUGAUCAAUGUAGUAAAACGUUUUCGUCUAAAUGUAUGGUGAAUAACCACGUGAAAGCUAUUCAUAAAGGAAUAAAACUUACUUGUAAGCAAUGUGAUAGAAAGUUUAAUUGUAAAUCCAAUCUAAACGAACAUGUAAAGUCUGCUCAUGAAGGCAUAUUUUACCAAUGUGAUAAGUGUGAUAAGAAGUUCACUGCGAAAUGUCCACUAAAUAGACACAUACAAUCAAUUCAUCAAGGAAUAAAGUAUCCAUGUGAUCAAUGUAGUAAAACGUUUUCGUCUAAAUGUAUGGUGAAUAACCACGUGAAAGCUAUUCAUAAAGGAAUAAAACUUACUUGUAAGCAAUGUGAUAGAAAGUUUAAUUGUAAAUCCAAUCUAAACGAACAUGUAAAGUCUGCUCAUGAAGGCUGUGGAGCUAGUUGGGCAUGUGAUCCAAGAAGACGUCCUCAUCGCUACAUUGUAUUGUUCUUCAUUUGUUUCCUUUCUUUUGGAAGCUAUUUUUGCUAUGAUAAUCCUUCAGCACUUCAAGAUGUCUUCAUAAACUCUUUAGAUAUGACAAAGGUUGAAUUUAUGAAUUUGUACGCAUUUUACUCAUGGCCAAAUGUAAUUCUAAGUUUUGUAGGUGGUUUUCUUAUCGAUAGAGUAUUUGGUAUCCCAUGGGGAAGCAUUAUUUUUUCAAUGUUUGUACUUAUUGGGCAAAUAUUAUUCGGUAUAGGAGCUUAUUUUAAAAAUAUUCCUGCAAUGUAUUUUUCCCGAUUGAUAUUUGGAAUCGGUGGUGAAUCACUCGCUGUAGCACAGAAUACUUAUUCAACUGAAUGGUUUCCACCGAAUGAGUUAAAUCUAGUAUUUGGACUUCAACUUAGCAUGUCACGUAUUGGAUCGACAGUGAACAUGGUAACAAUGCAACCACUGAAUCGAGCUGUUGGCAAACACUUCAAUAUACACACUAAUCAACAAUUGGGUGCAUCUUUAUUGACUGCUUCUGUUACCUGCUUAUUUUCUACUAUCUGUGCUGUAAUUAUGUUGUUUUUUACAAAAAGAGCUAAACGUAUUCUGUCAUCUUGUGUAAAACCGCAUUCACUGAGUACCCAGCCUGUUGAAUCCAAUACACUAGAAAUAUCUAAUCAUGAAGAAGAACAAUUACUCACGACGAAAACAGAAGAUCAAAACAAAAAGAUUUCUUUUAUGGAUGUUAUUCAUUUUCCAGGCGCUAUUUGGCUUAUUUGUAUUAUUUGUGUGACAUAUUACGUAACAGUAUUUCCAUUUGUUAGUUUAGGACUAGUAUUUUUUGAAAGGAAAUUUGGUUUAUCUGUUCAAGAUGCUAGUGUUGUUAACAGUCUUAUCUACAUUAUAUCCGCUGUGGCAAGUCCUGUAUUUGGAGCAGCAAUUGAUAUUAUCGGAUAUAAUUUAUAUUGGUUAUUCAGUGGAAUAUUAAUUACAUUGGGCUGUCAUUUAUGCUUUGCUUUUACUAGUGGUCAAAUUCCUCCACUAGCUAUCAUGAUUGUGAUGGGUUUGUCUUAUUCUGUUCUGGCUAGUAGUUUAUGGCCAAUAGUUGCGUUUGUAUUGCCAUUGCAUCAAAGAGCCACAGCUUAUGGUUUAAUUUCGUCAAUUCAAAAUUUAGGACUUGGAUUAAUUUCCAUCUUUGCUGGAUAUUUAGUUGAUACAAAGGGCUAUUUGUUCCUUGAAGUGUUUUUCGUCUUCUGUCUAAGUAUCGCUAUCACUGCUACAUUUGGUCUACUUAUAUGGGAUCAUCGUUUUGGUACAGGAUUAUUAAAUGAAUCUGGUGUAAAUAGACGAUCGAAAAAUCUUGUAAGCAAAAUUGAUGAUGGAACUGUAAGCCGUACAUCAUUGGAGCCAGUUAUUACUUGA